AUGAAGGACCUUCGACUCUGCGCCAUCCGGUCUCCUGACCCCGACAACGGGAUCGAAGUGGAUUCAACACCUCUCCUUAUGCACCUAGUGAAUGCGAGUGUCAGCAACGAUGCGCACGCUUCUGGUCGUUACAUAUCGCUCUCCUCUGUUCGAUACCUCAGCCUGUCUGGCAUCCACGCACGGUUGGAUGUGGUACAAACUUUCCUGUCCCACUCUCCCAACGUCCAGCGCUUGGUCAUGACAGAUUGCUCGGCGACGUUCCACAUGGGCUUCGUGACCACACUCUUCCCGGACGACGCCCUCGAGCGGUACUGGUCUGGUCGCGGUUGCAGCACCAUGAUGCCCGCGCUGGAGGCGGUGGCCUGUGACAACGGUCCGUACCGCACGAACCUGGGCUUGGCUCGCCCGCUCUAUGCGUGCCUCAAGGAGCUCUUUGAUCCACAAAUGCACCCGCCUGGUCCGGGACGGAACGACCAGCUCCGAAAUUUCACGAAUCAAGCCGACCGCUACUUGAACGACACUCGAAUUUGGCAGCGGCGCCCUGCACAAAUUUUGACCGCAAGCGAGCGCACGUUCCCGGCCGACCCUGUUGAGAUUGUCAUUAGGUACCGCUGGUAUUGA
Punctularia strigosozonata HHB-11173 SS5 is the source of this 621-nucleotide messenger RNA. RefSeq lists its product as uncharacterized. The transcript has a single exon. NCBI's taxonomy places the organism in Eukaryota, Fungi, Basidiomycota, Agaricomycetes, Corticiales, Punctulariaceae. Bases 1 to 621 code for a protein of 206 amino acids. The record is from RefSeq and is a predicted model, not a curated record.